This is a messenger RNA of Somion occarium, 1586 nucleotides long. NCBI's taxonomy places the organism in Eukaryota, Fungi, Basidiomycota, Agaricomycetes, Polyporales, Cerrenaceae. The record is from the annotation of a GenBank genome assembly.
UAGGGAUAGAUUAAUGGUGCUCAUAUAACUUAAUAGGGUGAUAUUUAACGGGACAUCCUGAGAUGAAUCCUAGUUGAUCGCAAACGGUGGAGUCGCCACCAGCGCUGGACGUCUGGACGGUGAAUUCAAUCAACCUUCCAUAUUGGGCAGGCCAGAUCCUGUACUUACGCGUUCAUUCAAGGACGCGUCUACCUUCCACCACUCUCUGUUCCUGUCACUCUCUACGCUGCCAACAUGUACAGGAACACUUACGACUCUGAUAACACCGUCUUCUCCCCUCAAGGCCGUCUUCACCAAGUGGAGUAUGCGCUUGAGGCUGUCAAGCAGGGCUCGGCUGCUGUAGGCUUGAGGUCGAAAACUCAUGCUAUUCUUCUGGCACUAAAGCGAUCAACGGGAGAACUUGCGUCAUACCAACAGAAGAUGUACCGAAUAGAUGACCAUGUUGGCAUUGCGAUCGCUGGUUUGACUUCUGAUGCCCGUGUACUGAGCAAUUUCAUGCGGCAGCAAGCCAUGUCCUCCCGCAUGGUAUUCAACCGACCGAUUCCCGUCAAUCGUCUCGUUUCCUCCAUUGCUGACAAGGCGCAAGUAAAUACUCAAGAAUACGGACGCCGCCCGUACGGUGUCGGUUUCCUUGUGAUCGGACAGGAUAAGACUGGCCCACAUCUAUACGAGUUCGCCCCCUCCGGCAACUCCUAUGAGUAUUACGCCAUGUCCAUCGGUGCCCGGAGUCAGAGCGCAAAGACGUACCUUGAGAAGCAUUUCGAGAGCUUCGCCGACUGCACUCUAGAAGAUUUGAUUCGUCACGGUCUCCAUGCACUUCGCGAAUCGCUUCAACAAGACAAGGAGUUGACCAUUAACAACACUUCUAUUGGCAUAGCUGGUCCCGCUAGCGUACACGAGAAAGAUGUACCGGCUGGAGGCUCGUUCCGUAUUCUUGAAGGCGAGCCUGUCGAAGUCUUCCUGAAGAGCAUGGUGCCGAAGGAGACCGCAGAGGCGCAGGCGGCUGAAGCGCCAGCAGCUGAGGCUCCUCCUGAUGGUGCUGCUCCUGCCCAGGCAGGUGACCAAGAUGUGAGCAUGGCAGAGUAGAAGUUUGGGCUUUAUCUUUGUAUUUCUUUUACGCUUGUAAUGGUUACAUUUUCAUGAUGCAGGAGAUGUUGAGCGAGUGGUGUGCGUGUAAUUGCGCAAUGCAUACUAUACGAAAAUACAGAAUGGCGGGAUAGAAAUGUGCUACAAUGUAUGGGGGUACCCUAGAUACCAUAAUGCAGGGAUUGGUAUCAACUGCUUCGUGCUUUGCGAGCAUUCAUCUGAGUUUGUCUCCAGAUUUUAGCAGCAGCUCCCGGUCUCCUCAGCGAGACUAGAAGGUGCAUCAUUGUCGUGAGUAGCAUCACACUGCCCGCUUGAUGCAUUGCGGCUAAGGAAAUUGGUACCAGGUAAAUGAGCGUCGAUAUACCCAGCAAUACUUGCAGGUUCGCCAUAGCGAACGCUGAGAGCGCCAUUCUACGUGCUAGCGGUGGAAGUGCGGCACGAAGAGUAGGUCUCAGGGUCGCUGCGUAAAGAGCAGCUGUCGAAAAGUACGUUGUGAUUGC